Molecule: messenger RNA, 2551 nt
Organism: Loxodonta africana (African savanna elephant)
Lineage: Eukaryota; Metazoa; Chordata; Mammalia; Proboscidea; Elephantidae
Gene: RBM17
Product: RNA binding motif protein 17
Exons: 12
Coding region: 150-1355 (401 amino acids)
Biological process (GO): mRNA cis splicing, via spliceosome; alternative mRNA splicing, via spliceosome
Cellular component (GO): precatalytic spliceosome
Molecular function (GO): RNA binding
Source: RefSeq, a predicted model, not a curated record
UUACGCAGAGUGCGUCCAAAUCUCCCUUUUCCGCGGCGCUUCCGGGCUCGGUACGGAGCUUGCGCGUCUCGGACUGCGGCUCCGCGCUGCCGCCGCUCCGGCCCAUGGGGAAAGUCGGCCGGGUGGGCCGGCAUUAAAUUGAAAAGAAGAUGUCCCUGUAUGAUGACCUGGGGGUGGAAACCAGUGAUUCAAAAACAGAAGGCUGGUCCAAAAAUUUCAAACUUCUGCAGUCUCAGCUUCAAGUGAAGAAGGCAGCCCUCACUCAAGCAAAGAGCCAAAGGACAAAACAGAGUACAGUCCUUGCCCCAGUAAUUGACCUAAAACGAGGCGGCUCUUCAGAUGACCGGCAAAUUGUGGACACACCACCUCAUGUAGCAGCUGGGCUAAAGGAUCCUGUUCCCAGUGGAUUUUCUGCGGGAGAAGUUUUGAUCCCCUUGGCUGAUGAAUAUGAUCCUAUGUUUCCUAAUGAUUAUGAGAAAGUAGUAAAGCGCCAAAGAGAGGAACGACAAAGACAGCGGGAGCUGGAAAGACAAAAAGAAAUAGAAGAAAGAGAAAAGAGGCGUAAAGACAGACAUGAAGCUAGUGGAUUUUCAAGGCGACCGGAUCCAGAUUCUGAUGAAGAUGAAGAUUAUGAGCGAGAGAGGAGGAAAAGAAGUAUGGGCGGAGCUGCUAUUGCACCACCAACUUCUCUUGUAGAAAAAGACAAAGAGUUACCCCGAGAUUUUCCCUAUGAAGAGGAUUCGCGACCUCGAUCACAGUCUUCCAAAGCUGCUAUUCCUCCCCCGGUGUAUGAUGAACAAGAUAGGCCAAGAUCUCCAACUGGGCCUAGUAACUCCUUCCUUGCUAACAUGGGUGGUACAGUAGCACAUAAAAUCAUGCAGAAGUAUGGCUUCCGAGAAGGCCAGGGUCUUGGGAAGCAUGAACAAGGACUGAGCACUGCAUUGUCAGUAGAAAAAACAAGCAAACGAGGAGGCAAGAUCAUUGUUGGUGACGCUACAGAGAAAGAUGCAUCCAAGAAAUCUGAUUCAAAUCCAUUAACUGAAAUACUUAAGUGUCCGACUAAAGUGGUCCUACUAAGGAACAUGGUUGGUGCAGGAGAGGUAGAUGAAGACUUGGAAGUUGAAACCAAGGAAGAAUGUGAAAAAUAUGGAAAAGUUGGAAAAUGUGUAAUAUUUGAAAUUCCUGGUGCCCCGGAUGAUGAAGCAGUACGAAUAUUUUUGGAAUUUGAAAGGGUUGAAUCAGCAAUUAAAGCUGUUGUUGAUCUGAAUGGGAGGUAUUUUGGUGGACGGGUGGUGAAAGCAUGUUUCUACAAUUUGGAUAAAUUCAGGGUCUUGGAUUUGGCAGAACAAGUUUGAUUUUAAAAACCUAGAACACGAGUCAUCUCUGAUGAUCCUUAAAUGAGCUACAGGCUGAGCAAAGAAGACAAAGGUGGCAGCCUCUGUGACUGUUGGGUUCUGAGACUCUUGGAAGGACUUCUAAGAUACGUUGAUUGAUUCCUUUUUUAUUUUGUGGUUUUUUAAUAUAGUAUAAAAAUCCUUUAAAAAAAAAAAAACAGAACAAAACAAUCUGUGUGCCUCUCUGGUUGUUUCUCGUUUUUUUUUUUUUAUCACCACUUGUGAGUUGAUUACAUUUUUUCCUAGGAUUUCACAGCUGAUUCUCAAGUGUUCCAUUGAUAAUAGCAUCUCUUGCACUAAAAAAAUCUAGAAAGUUUUGGGACAUGGGAUUGCAUUAAGUUAUCCUUUGCUUUUUUUUCUUUGAUUUUUCUUUCUUUUUUUAUAAAAUCCACCAGUUACCAAACUGUAGCUUCAUAAAUUCCAUAAUAAAGCAUCUUGGCAGUCUGCCGAAGGUGAAAAUGUCUGCUUUCUCUAACAGAGAAAUUCUUCUUACUGACUCCAGUUGUAGAAAAACUCUUUACCACCUGAACUAAGAUUGAAGAAUCGUGAGCCUACCACAACCUGUUUGGAUGAAUCUUUUGCCAUUAAACUCAGUCACGCUAGGGUUUGCGAUGAGUUUAGGGGUUCAUGGGUUUAGAAAUCAUGAAUUUAGCAUUUUGCUUUCAGCGAUUCAAGCAUAGUCUUUAGUGUAGAUCAGACAAGACAAGUUAAUUCAAAACCUAGCAGGUGCAUUGUAAAUGUGUGCCCAAUUAUGUUUUGGAAAUGGCAGUUCCUUGGGGUCAUAUUUCUACUGGCAACAUUUUGCAAUACUGUUAGUUAUGUGUAAUUUUAAAUUUUAUAAAAUUCAUCUACUGCCAGUUAAUAUAAUUCUGCAAUUGUGCAAAAAUUGUACCACUGAAAUGCGGUGGUAUGUAUGUUUUAAAAAUUUAGCAAGACCAUGAAAAAGAAAACAUAAUAUUUGGUACUGAGGUUCAUUGUCAGAACAGGAGGUAUUUCCAGAAUAUACUUGUGCCUGUAUUCUGUUCCUUGCUUGCCCAGAUACCAGCUGCACGUGUGAGUUCCCUGAGGUGCCAGCUAAAGGACAUGUAUCUAUGUUGUCUCUUUAGGUUAUAACAACAUGAACGCAUAUUGUGAUCCUUAAGUGGGGGGGGGGGGGA